AUGACAACAAACCUGGUCACUUCGAUGACCGAUCUUCUAGAUAGAACUCAGCGGAGGCAAAUACACGACGCUAUUAGUGCCUUGGCAGCCGUCUUAGCACCAGACAAAGACCCCGUGGAGGGCAUUACUAGAGGGCAUGACGAAGCCUCCGCAGUAGGCGAAAUCGCUAGCAUGCUUCUCGGACUCGCUUGCUUUUCGAUCUGGAUUCCUUCACAGCUUGUCCGCUUCUUGCAUUCCGCUGCAACGAAGAAGAAUCUUUUCUUCCGUUGUAAGCAUAAUCAGGGGCGCUGGAGCUUCUCAUUUCUCGUUAAGGGGCCUGAGCAGACCAAGGUUACACUGGACAGAUCCCCCUGUAACGUUGAUCUGCAGCGUAGGACGCACUAUGUGCAGACCCAGUUUGUUGAGGUUUUCAAAACAGACACACGGAUCUCCACUGGUCUACUAGCCGUGCUCUGGCCUGGACUUGCAGCAGAGUAUAGGCCGAUAUACAUUGAGCGAGAGAUUCCGGCUCCAGUGCAGAAGGCCACAUACGCACUAAUCCCUUCUCAGGACGGUAUUUCUGCGUCAUCAUGCAUAUUUGGAAACGCAUGGGCCAGUAGCACAAGCAGAAACAAGCUUGCCAUAACAGAGUCAUACAUCUACUCAACAAAGCAUCAGUCAGUACGGAAGCAGGUCCUUGCUGCUGCUCUUGACAUCUAUGACAGCGCCAAUAAUGCAUACAUAAAUGAAGUAACUGGAAAGGAACUUGUAGAGCUCUAUCGAAAACGUAAGCUUCAGCUGGAAUCCUAUCAGCUGUCAAAGCAAGGGGAGGUUGGAAAAGAACACGCGCUUUCUGAGCUAUACAGCAGUAGCCUGGCUCUUCGCAAUCCAUACUAUCACUUCUCCUUUAACGUAGUCCCUUCUGCCUAUGACUUUCCCGCUAUCUGCGACCGCAUCAAUUCGCUGAGCCUCAAGCCUGUGACGAUACAUCACACGUCUGGGCAGAUCAAGCGUUUUGAUACCUUCGACAAUGUGCGAAUUUACAUGUACUCUUUACGAGAUACAAUGGAGAGGGCUUCAGAAAAUGUCACGCCCCAACCCCGGGAAUCGUUGGCCAGCACGCGGAACAAUUCUGGAACAGAAACUGCAUACGAGUACAGCCGAUACCCACAGAGGCAUCCUGCCCAUGAACCUAUCGUUCCUCAAGUAGCCCUAGAGACGAUUGUCCCCGACGGCAACGCAAUGGAAGCGGCAGUAUUCCGCAUGACUAAUAACCGCCCCAAGAGACCAGAGUCUGCAGGAGAAUAUAAUAAGCGGACGUCUGGAGACGGGGCAAAUAGAAGUAGAGAUAGGGACUUGCACACCUCAGAACUAAUAGGGGUCAAUCUCCCCCGAAAGCGACCAAAAUCGACAGAAACAAAACGCAAUUCCCGUACCACUAGUAAAAAGAUGCAGCAAGUCGAAGAAGCCCGGCCUAACAGGACAGGGCCCCCAGACACAGCGCACGAUAAUAACUUUAAAUUGUCUAGGCCAGAUACACUUGUUCAAACACCAGGAACAGGGGCCCAUCCUAAUCAGCAUAGCAAAAGCUCCAUAAACAAACACCACUGCGGGUAUACACAGUCGAUUCAGCAUGUGGACCGGUUUUUGUCAUUCAUGUCUGCGACUGCUCAGUGUGUUGUAACUGUGGAGAAUGAACAGAAAAGAAACGUCCUCAUGCGGGCCAUCUCUAAAAGUGUCCAAGGCCUACUAGCAGAAAACGAUGUUGACACCUUUGAGCUGUUUGGGUUUGACUCUACGCAUGCAAACAUAAACACCAUUCAAGACCUAUGA
Messenger RNA from Giardia duodenalis, 1812 nucleotides. RefSeq lists its product as uncharacterized. NCBI's taxonomy places the organism in Eukaryota, Fornicata, Diplomonadida, Hexamitidae. The record is from RefSeq and is a predicted model, not a curated record. The transcript has a single exon. Bases 1 to 1812 code for a protein of 603 amino acids.